AUGCCUGCACAUCAGAGUCGAACCAGGACGAGGGAUCGGAACAACGUUCUGAACCGACCGGAGUUUAUGUCUCUGAAUCAACCUCUGAGGAACAACAACGCCGAAGCUCGCUCCUCCGCGCGUAGGGCCUCUCACAAAUAUCAGCACUGCCAGCAUCAAGCCUCUGAAAAUGCGCAGCAAGAGUCGGCCGAGAGCAGCAAAGAGCGCAGAGAGUCUGUUAAAUUACCGGAGGAGGACUGUAUGCAGCUUAAUCCCUCAUUUAAAGGGAUUGCGAUGAACUCGCUCCUUGCCAUCGAUAUCUGUAUGUCGAAGAGACUCGGGGUUUGUGCUCAUACGACAUCAUCUUGGGGAAGCGUGCGUUCUAUUGUCAAACUGCUUGCUCUCACUGGUCAUGGCAUUCCUUGGAUUUUCGGCACAAUUUUUUGCCUUACAAGAAGCAACACGUUGGCAGGGCAAGAGGUCUUGGUUAAUUUGCUGCUUGCUCUUUUACUGGACGUGAUGACUGUUGCAGGCAUGCAAAAGCUUGUGAAGCGCAAAGGACCCUGGGAAAUGAGCCCCAGUUUCCUUGAUUACCUGGCCAUGGACGUCUACUCCUUCCCAGCAGCCCACGCAAGCAGGGCUGCCAUGGUAUCUAAAUUCCUAUUGGCUCAUUUGGUGCUGGCAGUUCCUCUACGCAUUCUUCUGGUCAUAUGGGCGGUGUUGGUGGGCAUGUCUCGCAUUCUGCUCGGUCGCCAUCACCUUACGGAUGUUGGUUGCGGCUUCGCGCUGGGUUUCCUUCACUACAGCCUGGUUGAGAUGGUAUGGCUGUCUUCCAGCACCUGUCAAACACUCAUUUCCAUUGGAACAUUCAACUGGAUCCCCUUCUAUUGA
Molecule: messenger RNA, 870 nt
Organism: Chanos chanos (milkfish)
Lineage: Eukaryota; Metazoa; Chordata; Actinopteri; Gonorynchiformes; Chanidae
Gene: plpp7a
Product: phospholipid phosphatase 7a (inactive)
Exons: 2
Coding region: 1-870 (289 amino acids)
Cellular component (GO): nuclear envelope
Molecular function (GO): sphingosine-1-phosphate phosphatase activity
Source: RefSeq, a predicted model, not a curated record